AUGGUCCUCUCCAUCCUAUUAGCAACCGUCGCAGCCCCGGGCCUACUUGGAUCUCAGGAAGCAAUUCGCCAGUCGCAGUCCAAAGAAAAGAGAGAAGAGCAUCGCGCUCGCCGUUGCAACCUCAUCGCAACAUGCGUCAAGUCUUCCAACCGCAGCCGCGAAAUCAACGGUCGACAGGUUGUCCUCCGCAACGGAAAACUAUGGAUCGAUACCGGAUCUGAAGAUGGAAGUCCACUUGGCCAUCCAUAUGCGGGCUACUACCUACCAUACCCGGAUACAAAGUACGAGGGACUCGUUACGACCAUCACUGAUGUUGCGCCGAUUAUGAACUGGAUUUAUGUUGAUAAAGAGACGUGUGAAGUCAAGUACGGCGUGCGCGCAGAUGCGCAACCCAACCUCACUGGGCCAUUCGACUGCACACGACAGGAUCGCCGACUCACGUUCGAUGGCUGGGAGGGAUGGUGUGCUGUAGAGCAAGCGCCUGGCUUGUGGGCCUUGUAUUUUGAUCUUGACGACGACGGUUUAAAAUCAAAACUCGGUCCUGGUACCAGAGUGCUAGAAAUCGAGUUGACACGAAAGGAAAAGCGGUUCCAGAAAGAGGCAGAUGCACGCCAGCAAGAUCAGACGACCAAAAGGUCGGUUGAUACAAAGGAAGAUGCGCCCGUUGACCAGCCACUUGGUCCCGAAACGCUA
Exserohilum turcica Et28A is the source of this 693-nucleotide messenger RNA. RefSeq lists its product as uncharacterized. NCBI's taxonomy places the organism in Eukaryota, Fungi, Ascomycota, Dothideomycetes, Pleosporales, Pleosporaceae. The annotation marks the transcript as partial. The record is from RefSeq and is a predicted model, not a curated record. The transcript has a single exon.